Otolemur garnettii (small-eared galago) is the source of this 2415-nucleotide messenger RNA. It is a transcript of the gene CPT2, whose product is annotated as carnitine palmitoyltransferase 2. Gene Ontology annotation, molecular function: carnitine O-palmitoyltransferase activity. Bases 144 to 2120 code for a protein of 658 amino acids. The transcript has 5 exons. Gene Ontology annotation, biological process: fatty acid beta-oxidation. The record is from RefSeq and is a predicted model, not a curated record. NCBI's taxonomy places the organism in Eukaryota, Metazoa, Chordata, Mammalia, Primates, Galagidae. Gene Ontology annotation, cellular component: mitochondrion.
GGGCCGGAAGUGGCCCGCGGACGGAGACUGAGUGGACACCACGUCCUGACACGGUGCUCCAGUGCCUGCGGCAGCGGCCUAGCCUAGAUACUUAAGAACCCCCCACUCCCGCCGCGUUCUCGCCGCCACCGCCACCCGGGACUAUGGUGCCUCGUCUGUUGCUGCGCGCCUGGCCCCGAGGCCCCACACUGGGCCCAGGAGCUCCCUGUCGGCCCCUCAGCGCCGGCUCCGGGCCCGCCCAGUACCUGCAGCACAGCAUCGUGCCCACCAUGCACUACCAGGACAGCUUGCCCAGGCUGCCUAUUCCCAAACUUGAAGACACCAUCAAGAGAUACCUCAGUGCACAGAAGCCUCUCUUGGAUGAUGGCCAGUUCAGGAAAACAGAACAAUUUUGUAAGAGUUUUGAAAAUGGGAUUGGAAGAGAACUUCACAAGCAGCUAGUUGCUCAAGACAAACAGAAUAAACAGACAAGCUACAUUUCAGGUCCCUGGUUUGAUAUGUACUUAACUGCUCGAGACUCUGUUGUUCUGAACUUUAAUCCAUUUAUGUCAUUCAAUCCUGACCCCAAACCUGAAUAUAACGACCAGCUUACCAGGGCGACCAACAUGAUCGUUUCUGCCAUCCGUUUUCUGAAGACCCUCCGGGAUGGGCUUCUGGAACCAGAAGUAUUCCACUUGAACCCUGCCAAAAGUAACACUGACACCUUCAAGAGACUCAUACGCUUUGUACCUUCCUCUCUGUCCUGGUAUGGUGCCUACUUGGUCAAUGCAUAUCCCCUGGACAUGUCCCAGUAUUUUCGGCUUUUCAAUUCAACGCGUUUACCCAAACCCACUCGGGAUGAACUCUUUACUGAUGACAAGGCCAAACACCUCCUGGUCCUACGAAGAGGACAUUUUUAUGUUUUUGAUAUCCUGGAUCAAGAUGGGAACAUUGUGAGCGCCUCAGAAAUCCAGGCGCAUCUGAAGCACAUUCUCUCAGAUGUCAGUCCUGCGCCCGAGUUUCCUCUGGCGUACCUGACCAGUGAGAACCGGGACGUGUGGGCAGAGCUCAGGCAGGAGCUGAUCAGUAGCGGCAAUGAGGAGACCCUGAGGAAAGUAGACUCUGCUGUGUUCUGCCUCUGCCUAGAUGACUUCCCCAUUAAGGACCUUAUCCACUUGUCCCACAACAUGCUGCAUGGAGAUGGCACAAACCGCUGGUUUGAUAAAUCCUUUAACCUCAUCAUAGCCAAGGAUGGCACUGCCGCCAUCCACUUCGAGCAUGCUUGGGGUGAUGGUGUCGCAGUGCUCAGGUUCUUUAAUGAAGUGUUUAAUGACAGCACUCAGGCCCCUGCUGUCACUCCACAGAGCAGGCCGGCUACCACUGGCUCUUCUGCUGCUGUGCAGAAACUCAGCUUCAAGCUGAAUGAUGCCUUGAAGACCGGCAUCACUGCUGCUAAGGAAAAGUUUGAUGCCACCAUGAAAACCCUCACCAUUGACUGCAUCCAGUUUCAGAGAGGAGGCAAAGAAUUCUUGAAGAAGCAGAAGCUAAGUCCUGAUGCAGUGGCCCAGCUGGCCUUCCAGAUGGCCUUCUUGCGUCAGUACGGGCAGACGGUGGCCACCUAUGAGUCCUGCAGCACUGCAGCAUUCAAGCACGGCCGCACUGAGACCAUCCGUCCAGCCUCCAUCUUCACAAAGAGGUGCUCGGAGGCCUUUGUCAGGGAGCCCUCCAAGCAUGGUGCUGGAGAGCUUCAGCAGAUGAUGGCGGAGUGCUCCAAAUACCACGGCCAGCUGACCAAAGAAGCUGCAAUGGGCCAGGGCUUUGACCGACACCUGUUUGCUCUGCGGUACCUGGCAGCAGCCAAAGGGAUUGCUCUGCCCGAGUUUUACCUGGACCCAGCAUACAGACAGAUAAACCACAACAUCCUGUCCACAAGCACACUGAGCAGCCCGGCUGUAAAACUCGGUGGCUUUGCCCCCGUGGUCUCUGAUGGCUUUGGCAUUGGGUAUGCUGUUCAUGACAACUGGAUAGGCUGCAAUGUCUCUUCCUACCCAGGCCGCAAUGCCCGGGAGUUUCUCGAGUGUGUGGAGAAGGCCUUAGAAGACAUGUUUGAUGCCUUAGAAGGCAAACCUAUCAAAACUUAGCUUCUGGGUGGAUGAAAAGCCACCAUCACUUCCUCAUCAUGAAUAGUGAAGCCUGUGUGGCCAAUAAGUGCUAUUCUGUGACUAAUGAAACUAAUCAUGGAGGUGCCUGAGCAACCUGUGCUACAGGCCUGAGCUUUAAAAUCAUGGUUUUAAAGGUAAACAUGUGGGACUAGAUAACAACUGAAGAUAAUGAGAGAUUUUGCUUUUAAGGGCAUUUGAUUAGGAGGUAAAGAUUGGAAAAAUAACUCAGGUGUAUUUAUUGUUUAAGCAAAAAUAAAAUUUAAUUUUUCUUGAA